AUACCUGGUUUACAAUGCUAUGCUCUAGUUAUUCAUUCUGCUGGCCCAAAUUCCAUAGGUCUUGGCUCUAGAAGCUCUCGGUUACACGUACCUUUACACCCAUGACUGGCAAGAAUCGGCUGCAACUUACAGAAUCUUCCCUGAACACGUCAUUGCUAUCCUCAUGGAGGACCAGGAUAUGAGAGACUGUCUCAAAGAGACACGUUGCACAAAAAAUAACGAGAACCCAUACGGCAUGCCCAUAUGGAAGAUUUUCUCAUUCUUGUUUUGGCCGAUUUACAGUCACCCGCUUGGAAAACAGUGGACGCUCAAUCCGGAGCCCUACGGAGAAGAAGCGCACUGGAGAGGAGGAGGGACGCCGCUUUCGUACUCUAUCGAGCCAUCUUGUGAUAAAGUGCAAUUUGUGCCCCACUCAGAGCGCGCGAGAGACAAGUAUGCUUUGGUCAUGACCAAGGCCAUGCGAAACUUCCUCCCCGGAGAGACGAACGGAUGGGAGAUAGACGACUUUAACCACGCCGCCAACGAAACGGGCAUCAAGUUCAAAGCUUGCGCCGACCCUGAUCCUGAGAGCGACAGAUUGGGACCGAUCUCCCUCCCGAAAUCGGUAGAAAACCUCGGGACGUUAGGGCAGACGGAAUUCGUGCAGUUAUUGGCGAGGGCGUCGGUGCUUGUUGGGGUUGGAAGACCAGAGACGUAUGGGACUUUUUUCAGGGUGUUUGUGGACAUGCGCACAAUGCUCACCUUCCUUACCAGGUCCCCUACCCCGUACGAAGCCCUAUGCCUAGGGAUACCAUUCAUCAAUCCUAUCCUCCACUGGAAUAGGGAAAAGCCGGAACUCAGGGAAGCCUGGGGAGCUCAGCACUCAAUGCUGAAGCUGCUUGAUCCACCAUAUGUAUACAACGUAAAAAAGGGUGACCGCGAAGGGCUCACGAAGGCUAUACAAGCCGCAUUAAACGACCCGAUUGACAGACCGCAUGAAGCUGACGUCGAUAAUCCGGAAUGUAGAAUCUGUAUUGUCGAAAGAUUGGCGUACAGAGGCUGAGAAGUCUGCGGCGAGCGGCGUACCUUUGGGAUCUUUCUUGUUGUGA
Messenger RNA from Cantharellus anzutake, 1088 nucleotides. RefSeq lists its product as uncharacterized. The record is from RefSeq and is a predicted model, not a curated record. Bases 164 to 1042 code for a protein of 292 amino acids. The transcript is spliced from 3 exons. Lineage: Eukaryota; Fungi; Basidiomycota; Agaricomycetes; Cantharellales; Hydnaceae.